GUCCUAAGUCCCAAGUCCCAAGGGGAUACCGUAUUGGAGCAUUUGGACGGACAUUCUUGGAAAUAUUUGUGAAAAUUCCUGAAACCUUUCUGAGAUUCCAUCGCUAUGCCUCCCAAACGUAAAACGGAUGACGAUGCAAAUGCUGUUGGCAACAAGAAGAUAAAGAAAGAAAAUGGUGGGAAAGUUUCCUCAAAAGAAUGGGAAUUUGGUUACGGCAAGAAUAAAUGGAAACCGUAUGAUCCAACCCAGAACAGAGAGCUGUCUGAAGCUUUUAGUUCUGCUGGAAAAACUCAUGAUAUAAAAAUGCCACGGGCAGAGUUUUCAGUCAUAUUUGAUCGAAUGGUACAGCGAAACAAGAAGACAGGAUGGGAGGUUCCAGUGAGAUGUAAACUCAGUGAUCCAACAGAGGAUGAAAAAUUCAUAUGGCAGUGGAAAACUGGCACAAAUGUAUGGACCAAUUUUUCAGCUGGUGCAUGUCGGAAUCUUGAUGCAGCUGUGCAACUUGAAGUGAAAACAGCAUCAUUUGAAGAUGACAAGAACCAGUAUAGUGUGAACAUGGUUACAAAGGAAUUGGUUAAUAAUACAAGCAAAGAAAAAGGCACUGCAAGACAUAUCACUAAAGAAGAAGCUGAACAAGAAGCAAAGACUCAAGCUGCAACACCAGCACCUCCAAAGGCAAAGACGGAAACAAAGAAAUCAAAAUCAUCUAAAGCAAAGGCCACUGCCACUGUUAAUGGAGACAAGAAAGAAGCUAUCAAAUCUGUUGUUUUCAAAGGAAAGUCGCCGGUUGAUGAUGCUUGUCCUAUUAAGAACCAGGUUGAAGUUUUUUGUGAAGGAGAUUUAAUUUGGGAUGCAAUGUUAAAUCAGACUAAUCUGAAAAACAACAACAACAAGUAUUAUUUACUACAAUUGUUGAAAGACACUUCAACAAACCGAUACCAUGUUUGGUUCAGAUGGGGUCAAGUUGGCUUUGCUGGGCAGAACAGUCUGUUUUCAUAUGGUGGAGACCUUGAGGAAGCGAAAGAUGUUUUCAUGAAAAAGUUUAGUGACAAAACAAAAAACCACUGGGAAGAGAAAGAUUGUUUUGAAAAAGUUCCAGGCAAAUACGACCUCAUUAUCGUUGAUUACAAUGCUGAGGAUAAAGAAGAAACUGAUGCUCCUCCUCCUGGUCCUGCCAAACCUAAAGUCGAAAGCAAACUUGACACGCGUUUGCAGGCGCUCAUCGAACUGAUAUGUAACAUCAAAAAUAUGGAAGAAGCCGUCAAGGAAAUGAAAUACGACACAAAUAAAGCUCCUUUGGGAAAGUUGACAAAGGAUCAGAUAAAAGCUGGAUACGAAGCAUUGAAAAUGAUCGAUCAGUGCAUUGCAAGAAAUGAUUUUGGAUCAAAACUAACUGCAGCAUGUGAUGCAUUUUAUACCAGAAUUCCACAUUGCUUUGGAAUGCGCCAACCGCCGCUCAUUCGCACGAAAGAUGAAGUAAAGUUAAAAAUUGAUCUUCUUGAGACUUUAGGCGAUAUUGAAAUUGCUAUGAAAGUUCUUAAGGAAGAGCUGGAUGAGAAUCCUAUCGAUAGUCACUACAAGGCUCUGAAAUGCGGUCUGGAUCCUAUCGAUAAUACCAGCGAUGACUUCAAGAUGAUAGAGACCUAUGUGAAAAACACACACGCGAAGACGCACAGCCACUAUUCCAUGACCGUCGAAGAUGUUUUCGAGAUCGACCAUCCAUCUAAUGAAAAAUUUGUUGAUCAUGGCAAUAGGAAACUACUCUGGCAUGGAUCGCGUCUUACAAAUUGGGUUGGUAUCUUGACUCAAGGACUAAGAAUUGCUCCACCAGAAGCGCCAGUCACUGGCUAUAUGUUUGGGAAGGGAGUUUACUUUGCCGACAUGUGUUCAAAAAGUGCAAAUUAUUGUUACACAAACCGAAGACAGAACACGGGACUCCUUGUCUUAAGUGAAGUUUCAUUGGGUAAAACCAACGACUUGCUCAGUGCUGACUAUGACGCAGCCAAGCUCCCGAAAGGAUGCCAGAGUGUUAAAGGAUGUGGAAGCACAGCUCCUGAUCCGAAAGACGACUUUGAAAUGGAUGAUGGAACAGUAGUACCACUAGGGGAAGGGAUUGAGACGAAUGUGAAUAAUCCUAACGGUUACACACUCAAUUACAAUGAGUUUAUCGUGUACGACACAAAACAGAUCAAAUUGAGAUACCUUGUCAAAUGCAAGUUCAACUAUAAGUGAAGGUCAAGACAACACCAUUAAAAAGGACGAAAGAACAUCUUAGUUUGAGUGAUAGCUGAAUUAUAUAAUAAAUCGUUUAUAGCAAAUAGUUUUGUUAAGAUUGGGACACAUAUCUUCGUUAAUUGUAAAUUACACUCAUGUGAAAAACGUGA
This is a messenger RNA of Dendronephthya gigantea, 2384 nucleotides long. Its product is annotated as poly [ADP-ribose] polymerase 2-like. The coding region runs from base 106 to 2232 and encodes 708 amino acids. The transcript is spliced from 20 exons. NCBI's taxonomy places the organism in Eukaryota, Metazoa, Cnidaria, Anthozoa, Malacalcyonacea, Nephtheidae. Gene Ontology annotation, molecular function: NAD+ poly-ADP-ribosyltransferase activity. The record is from RefSeq and is a predicted model, not a curated record.